GGCAUCUCAAUCCUCAAAACCUCGCUGUCACGAGACUUCACAACUCACAAAUCAAAAACCAGGGAAAAGGGACGAAAAUCUGUUUAUUUACAACCAUCUUCAGCGAAUAGGUAAAUAAGGAAGGAAACAACAUUUGUAUCGGAACGGAUGCCCUGAAGGAGAAGGAGAGGCAGCAUGGAAGCUGAUGUUUUGAUCCAAACAACAAUAUCCAAAAUCCAUUUGAGCAGUUCUAUCAGCUUUGAGUUAUUUCUCUCCAUCAACCCUACCCAUUAGUGGGUUUAAUCAGUGAUGAUAGGUAGAACAAUUCAGGAAGCAUCCCGGGAUGGAUAACUGAAGAUUUGAAGGGUUGACUUGACUUUUGAUAGAUUAAGAUUUUUCCUGGUUUUCUGAUUGUGUGCAAUUUUUGGUUUUUUUUUUGUAGUUUCUUUACUUUCUUCACACCACCUUCAUGGCUUGGGGAAGUUUCAGAAAGGGUCAAUAUAUUGCGGGACAGGGGUAUUGUUUCUCUCUAUUGUAUAUUAUUUUGUCUCUACUGGUUACAACUGCGACUGCGAAAGUGGUGUUGAUUGGGAACAAUGUAACUCUGUCGUUCGAUGACCAGGAAGCCAAUUUUGCUCCGACGGUUAAAGAAUCAGGGGAGUUUGGGAGCUUGUAUGUGGCUGAGCCCCUUAAUGCUUGCUUGCCAUUGACUAAUAAAGUCGAUAAAGGCAAAGGUGCAAAUGCUUCAUUCGUGUUGAUUAUUAGAGGUGGAUGUACCUUUGAGGAAAAAGUUAGAAUCGCACAAAAUGCGGGGUUCAAAGCAGCAGUUAUCUACAACAAUGAAGAUAGUGGUGGUUUGAUUGCAAUGGAAGGAAGUUCUGCAGGUAUCAAAAUACAUGCUGUGUUUAUCUCCAAAGCGUCAGGUGAAGCACUUAAAAAGUAUGCUGGCCUUCCCAACAUGGAGCUCUGGAUUCUCACCACCUUUGAAAAUUCAGCAUGGUCAAUCAUGGUUGUCUCUUUUGUCUCUCUUCUAUCUAUGUCAAUUGUGCUGGCAACUUGUUUCUUCGUUCGUAGACGUUAUGUUAGACGAGAAUGGACUCAGGCUCGUCGUGUUCGAGAGUUCCAUGGCAUGAGCAGUCGUCUAGUGAAAGCUAUGCCUAGCCUGAUAUUCACGUCAGUUUUAGAAGAUAACUGUACUUCCAUGACAUGUGCCAUAUGCCUUGAGGACUAUAGUGCUGGAGAGAAGCUCAGAAUACUACCAUGCCGUCACAAGUUCCAUGCUGCUUGUGUAGAUUCUUGGCUCACUACAUGGCGGACAUUUUGCCCUGUUUGCAAGCGUGAUGCUAGGUCAAGCACUGGUGAGCCUCCAGCAUCAGAGUGCACACCAUUACUUUCAUCCAGGGCAUCAUCCUCUGUGGGAUUGUCAUCUGCCAGAUCAUCAUAUGCCUCAUCAUCAGCCAUACAAAUAGCUCCAGCAUCAUCGAGGUCCCCAUCAGUAUCUCAUGUUCACUCCUUUGCUGGCACUUCUGUACCUCAGUCUUUCAGGUCCUACGGCAAUUCAUCUGCCCUCACCCCAAGCAGAAGCUCUAUGGAUCUUAGGAAUGCAUCUUCCCAAAGAUCUCGUACAUCCUACCUAGUCUCGCCGCACUCCAUGGCCUACCCUUCAGUUUCUCCUCUUAGCUCAAGAUUUAUAUCCCCUUACGUUCCGAGUCCUACCAAUGCCUCACCAAGUUAUCUUGGGUCAUCCAGUCGGCAGCCUAAUAUGCUACAUUGUAGCGAGUCAGCAGCAAGUUUCUCUCCAUUUGCCUCUGCUCAUUCUCUUCCGAGUUGUUGAUGCAAAGCCUCAACACAAAAUGGAGAAUUUGAGUUUAUUUGAAGAUUAUUUAUGAGCAGAUCUUGCUGAUGUGUAAAGAAGAGUGUGCAGUGCAUGUUGCCCCAAUCCUUUCACCCUCUAAUCAAUACAUGUAUAUUUCUUUUGGGUGUGAUCAGUUGAUGGCUCAUGGGAGGUCUCAUGUUCAAGUGAUGAUUGGUACUCUUCUGAUGCAGAACAGGUGUACAUUGUUAUUUAAGAUUGCAUUAUUUUUCUGGUACCCUGCGGGUUUUCUUGUCCUGAGCUAUACUUCCUAGUGGCACUAUGGUUUUCAGUUUUGACCAUCUGCUUCUUUUUUUUCUCUCACAUUGACUCUCUCAAUUUAUCCCUAAACUGAUAAGAGUUAUCUGCUUUGAGGGGAUUUGUCAGUUGGAAUAUGUAGUUCUUUGGAAUAUCUAUGAAAGAUGAGGUUUCUUGAAGCGUCAUGGAGUUUCAGUAGUCUGUCCACA
Molecule: messenger RNA, 2298 nt
Organism: Telopea speciosissima
Lineage: Eukaryota; Viridiplantae; Streptophyta; Magnoliopsida; Proteales; Proteaceae
Product: receptor homology region, transmembrane domain- and RING domain-containing protein 2-like
Exons: 5
Coding region: 449-1813 (454 amino acids)
Source: RefSeq, a predicted model, not a curated record